Messenger RNA from Procambarus clarkii (red swamp crayfish), 3205 nucleotides. NCBI's taxonomy places the organism in Eukaryota, Metazoa, Arthropoda, Malacostraca, Decapoda, Cambaridae. The record is from RefSeq and is a predicted model, not a curated record.
AUGUAUUCUUUAUCUGUUUGCAAUGUAUCAUACUCCACUAUCCAAGACCACCGUGGUCAUAACACAACCUGUAUUGGGGAUCUACAAGCACUGUUUUCACGUUCCAUUUGUUGUUUACAGGGUGACUACGGCGACCACUACCGCUUGUUGACCUACAAGGGUCUGGCCAGCCUGUACUGGAUCAACAAACACUGUUCUCACGUUCCCUGGACCCUACACGCUGACGACGACACGCACAUCGACAUCUUCCUCUUCUACAGGGCCCUCCAGGAACUCGACGACGACCACAGCCAUAGGUUUGUGUGUUUCCAGUUAACCGGAGGACCUCAGAGAUCAGGUAAAUGGAAUGUCAGUUACGAGGAGUAUCCGGCUAACAUCUAUCCUCCCUACUGUGCGGGCGCUAUGUGGUUCCUACAAACAAAGCUCAUCCCACGGUUACUGAAAGCCUCUGAAGUCGUCCCCUUCCUGUGGGUGGACGAUACCUACAUUACUGGCCUUCUGGCUAAAGAGGCCGGUAUCAAAAGACUGAAGUUCAAUAGAUAUUUCGAUUUCAGAGGGAACAAUCCAAGAUCAAUUGGUAAAAAAGUAGUUUGGAUCUCUCAAGUAAUUCCAAGCAGAGUUUGGUGGAAAAAAAUUAUUUCAUAUCAUCGUAAACAUUCAAUGCAUAUUUCUCCAACAUUGCUUUCUAAACGAGGAUAAACAAAUUGUACAGUACAUUGAAAAAUAGCUGGCAUGUUUGCUGCUCUCCCACGGGUUAGUUACUACAAGACCUGUUGCUAUAACAACUUACUGUCUCGAAACUAUCUAUUUGAAGAUCCACUACCGCUCUUCUUAAAAUUUCUGCAAUCUUGCGAGAAAUAUAGGCGAGUGCAUCGUGAUUUUUAUUUGCAGUCGCUUUGCCUGAAGUCAGGUAUGUGCACCCUAUUCGAUUACAUCUGCACCGGCUCUUCCAAUCAACCGAUUCUGAUCUCAUUAUCCUUAAAUGUAGUUCCACUUAUAGUCUACAAGGGAAUUUUAAUUUGAACUCUAGCAGAAUGUCAAUAGGUAGAGAGGAUAAUACAAAACGUGUGUAAACUUUCCAAAUGAAAUAACUAUAUUAACAUAGCAUUAAUUAAAAUGCAUAAAAUAAUUAUCGUUAAUAAAGUAUAAAAUCUCCCUAAACAAAACCUGUAUAUUAUUAGACUGUCACUUAAUAGCUAACCCCUGUAACUGCACUAGGCUAUUGAGCAUAAUCUGGUAAACAAACCUCGUCUCGUUAAUUAACUAGUUAGUUUAACACUCUUAACUCAGUACUAACUCAGUACUAUCUUAUUUGUGGCAUCAUUAUAAUGAAAAAAUCAGUAGAAGCCAUGAUGAAGAUUCGAACCUGGGCAUUUGGUACUUCCAAGCAUGUGCCCUAAACAAUUCGGCCCCGACAACUAAAUUCAACUAUAUCCUCUUCGGGUCCUGAGGCUUCCAUGCCUGGGGCAUGUUUGAGAGUGCCCAGUGUGCAGGUUCGAAUCCUCAUCAUGGUUCCUACUAAGUUUUCUCAUUGAUACAUCAUGACGUUAAUGUGAUUUCUCUGUGUAUUAAAAAGAGAACCAUUAGAGGCAGCACUCCCAGACCACAGCCAGGCCAAAUAGUUACCAUAUGUAUUAUCAUUUCAGUAGGAUGGGUUGAAAUAAAUAUGUAUGAGCAUAUUCAAAGUAGCAAUACAAUAAGUACGUGUAAGCAAUGUAAACAGAAUUAGUUAUCUAGUCACAUAUUUAUAUAUAAUGUGAACUCAACACUUGCAUAUCUGAAUAUGAACAAUAUGUCUUCGCUCAAUAAUGACAAUGAAGCCAUCAUCAUUACACGAAACAAAUUCGCUGGCCAACCUUUCCUCCCUUUGUUAUGUCCCAAGGCAAAGUCCUUGCUAACUGGAUUGGCUUGAUAGUGAACCAAGAUCAAGACUAAUCUAGCAUUUACGCCACUACUUACGAAACUUAUAUAUCUUUCUUUAAUUAUGGCGAUUUGCUUUACAAUCAUUAAACUGUUUCAAUACACGGAGAGGAAUCACAGUAACAUGAUAACAUGAUAUAUCAAUGAGAAUAUCCCUAAGAGCCGACUAGGGUGUGUGCGUGGGAACACCCACCGCAUACAUUCGAAUCCUCAUCACAGCUCUUUCGGAUCUUUCUUAUUAAACUGUUUACAAGUUUCGAAACGUCACAACCCAAGGUUAGUAUUGAUAUUCACAACCUUGAAUUGUAUUGGAGCUUAUGAACUGUGUAAUAAAUGUAAACAAAGCCGCCAUGAUUAAGGCAAGAUGUACAGGUUUCGUGAGUGGUUACAUGAACAUUUGAAGAGUCCUGCUGGUCCUGGACACAACACUUACCCAAGAGUCCUGUGUUUACAACUCAACUGAGAGACAAAUUGUUGGAGCACCUGGCAUUUGUCCCAACACAAACUCAAUCAUAAGUCAGAAAUGUUAUCAUAAUAAAAAACCCAACAUCACGGAAUAGCUCUUGCAAAAAUAUAAGCAAAAUUAAUUUUAUACAACAAAUAAUUAUAAUAUCCCAUCAUAUUGAAUACAUAUGUGCAUUAUAUUAAUGCUGUCUCUCUCCACACUACCAGGGGAGUACUUGGUCCCUGUCCCUUCACCUGUGUCUCACUCCACACUACCAGGGGAGUAUACUUGGCCCUCUGUCCCUUCACCUGUGUCUCACUCUACACUACCAGGGGAGUACUUGGUCCCUGUCCCAUCACCUGUCUCACUCCACACUACCAGGGGAGUAUACUUGGCCCUCUGUCCCUUCACCUGUGUCUCACUCCACACUACCAGGGGAGUAUACUUGGUCCCCUGUCCCAUCACCUGUCUCACUCCACACUACCAGGGACGGGGGGGGGGGAGUACUUGUUCCGUGCCUCCUUCAUGGGGUGCCAGGCUCCACCACGAGUGCCUGCUGGUUAUUACACUGCUCUAAGACACUGCCGCAGUUAACGACGUUACUGUAGUUUGUGUCACAAUCAGUAAGGCUUUCACAGGAACAUCACAGGACUCACAACUAACCUUGUUUUACAUCUGUCAAAAAUGCUGGAGUAACGAUAAUUUACGAUAUUUUCUGAAAUGACAAUGAUAAUAAAAAUUGAUACACAUUUUUAUAAUGCCUGUUUUAUGAUUAAUAAAAAUAACGAGGCGUUGUACUUUUUGCACAAGACAGAUAAAAGUGCAUUUGAAUGGCUUGAA